Molecule: messenger RNA, 1740 nt
Organism: Nematolebias whitei (Rio pearlfish)
Lineage: Eukaryota; Metazoa; Chordata; Actinopteri; Cyprinodontiformes; Rivulidae
Gene: gdap1l1
Product: ganglioside induced differentiation associated protein 1-like 1
Exons: 6
Coding region: 166-1266 (366 amino acids)
Source: RefSeq, a predicted model, not a curated record
UGACGGACGGAUGAUGCUGUCGCGCGAACAGGUGAUGCUGCGCUCGAGCCGCUGACAUCCUCUCCCCCCUCCCAGCCCUCUCCUCUCCUCCGUGGCAGCCUCCGUCCCUCCUCUUCUCUCCCUCCUCGCUCCUCUUCCUCCGACACGCGCACAAAACGCUCUGUCAUGGCGUCUUCCAACCAUGUUACCCCCACCAACUGUAGCUGGUGGCCCAUCUCUGCCACGGACGGGGACGGCAAAGUCACAGACGGGGAGGAGUGCGAGGAGCCCGCGGCCGAGCCCAACGCUGUCAACAAAGACAGGCUGGUUUUGUACCACUGGACGCAGUCGUUCGCCUCCCAGAAGGUCCGUCUGGUGAUCCAUGAGAAGGGUCUGGUCUGUGAGGAGAGGGAUGUCAGUUUACCACUGCAGGAGCACAAAGAGCCCUGGUUCAUGAGGCUAAACUUGGGAGAAGAGGUACCCGUCUUCCUACAUGGAGACACCAUCAUCAGUGACUACAACCAGAUAAUUGACUACAUGGAAAAGAACUUUGUGGGAGACACUGUAGCACAGCUGAUUCCUGAUGUGGACUCACCUCUCUAUGAGCGCGUGCAACAGUACCGUCACCUGCUAGAUGGACUGCCAAUGGAUGCUUACACACAUGGCUGCAUCCUCCAUCCAGAGCUCACCACCGACUCUAUGAUCCCAAAGUACGCCACAGCAGAAAUACGUAGACACUUGGCUAACGCUGCAACCGAGCUGAUGAAGUUGGACCACGAGGAGCCUCAGCUGACAGAACCUUACCUGUCCAAGCAGAAGAAACUAAUGGCAAAAAUCUUGGACCAUGACAAUGUGAACUACCUGAAGAAAAUUCUGGGGGAUUUAGCCAUGGUUCUGGACCAAGUGGAGGCUGAACUUGAGAAAAGGAAACUGGAGUAUCAAGGUCAGAAGUGUGAGCUGUGGCUUUGUGGACCUGAAUUUACACUAGCUGAUAUCUGCCUUGGAGCCUUGUUGCACAGGCUCAAGUUCUUGGGACUUUCUAAGAAAUACUGGGAGGACGGCAGCCGGCCCAACCUGCAGUCCUUCUUUGUGCGUGUGCAAAAACGCUACGCUUUCCGCAAGGUCUUGGGCGAUGUCCACACGACCCUGCUGUCUGCGGUCCUACCCAACGCCUUCCGAAUGGUAAAAAAGAAGCCGCCAUCCUUCUUCGGGGCAUCUUUUCUCAUGGGCUCACUGGGCGGGAUGGGCUACUUUGCCUACUGGUAUUUAAAAAAGAAAUACAUGUAGUGAAGGCCCUGUUGUUGUGUUAAAUGUCUGUGUAAUUGUGUGAUGCUUCAACUUUUCUGUCAUGUUUUAUGACUGCAGGAAAAUAUAAUGAAUCUAUAUAGAGAACACUAUUACUCACCUGGGUGAACGAAGACACGUGAAAACAUUCCGUUGUAAGAAAUUCCUGACAGCACAUUUUCUGGACAUCAAGGCCUUCGUUAAGUUCAAGUCUUGGAAACUUGCAGCUUUUUGUGCAAGCAAGAUUUAUUUAUUUAAUUUGUUUGUAUUUUUGGGAGGCGUGCAUCAGGACCACUUUGACUGAAUACAUGAACGUAGAAGCCAGAUCCACCGUGACCACACUACUGCUGGGGAACAGAGCUUUGCAUGUCACCGUUAGUCAAGUCAUGCCUCCAUCUCUCAGAGGUCUCACCUGUAAAUCACUGCAACUAUAGUCACAACAAAAACGUUCUGAUAAGUGUUGCGCUGCCAGAAACU